Salmo salar (Atlantic salmon) is the source of this 2661-nucleotide messenger RNA. The record is from RefSeq and is a predicted model, not a curated record. Lineage: Eukaryota; Metazoa; Chordata; Actinopteri; Salmoniformes; Salmonidae.
ACUACUUCCGGUCUUUGGCUGCUACUAUAAUGGCAGCUGCUGUACGCUACCAGCACAGACAGGACAAAGAGCUGUUAAUGCAAGUCUUUGCAAUGGGUGCAUCAAACCUAAUUCACAAGUAAUUCUCCGGUCAAAAAUAAACGUUUGGAGGCCACUCUACAGAUGAACCCUCUAUCCUGACACCUGGAGCAGUGCUGCAGCAUCCGUUCCUCCACCCUACUGCUUCUGUCUGCGUCUCCUCUCCCUGUCCCAGUACAGUCUGUCAUGCCACGAGGCACUCUGUUUUUCAUGAUCCUCUAUUCUCCGUGGCCCCUCUCCGAGCUGCAUCUCUCCUCCCUGGACCAUCGCCUAGCGACCGUGCUCAGAACCUUGAGCCGUUGCCAGGAUCAACAGUGUAGACGUCAUGGAGGAGGACAAAGCUAGCCCGUCCCCCUCCACCCUCCAGGAGUCCCCAGGUCGACUGCCUCUCCGUACUUUACUACUGGUUCUGGUCGACUGUAGGAAAACACCGGGGCAGAGUGGAACUGAGAGACGAGAAGGAGAAGAGGAAGAUGGAGAUUUUAUUUCAUUAAGUAAGAACCAUGGGGACAUCCCUAAUCGUUGCUCUCUUAGAGGGAGGGGCUUAUCAUCUGGAGAGCCUCAACAACAUCAUGAUGCUGACAAGAAAGAGAAGAGUCUCUCCAGACCAGAACACCUCAAGAAACACCAGCAUAGAGGUAUAGGGAAGAAACCUCACCACUGCUGCUCUGACUGUGGGAAGAGUUUUGCUAAACAGGACUUGACAAUUCAUGAGCAAAUUCACACUCUAGAGCAUGCAUCUAAAACCUUAAAAUAUCAUCUGAGAAUUAAUUCAGUGGAGGGACCUUAUACCUGCUUUGAUUGUGGGAAAUACUUAAAUCAGUCAGGAGCCCAGACUAAACACAAACACACAGGAGAGAAGCCUUAUAGCUGUGAUCAGUGUGGGAAGAGCUUCAAUCACACAGGAGCCCUGACUAGACACCAACGCAUACACACAGGAGAGAAACCUUAUAGCUGUGAUCAGUGUGGGAGGAGCUUCAAUGAGUCAGGACACCUGACUAAACACCAACUCAUACACACAGGAGAGAAGCCUUAUAGCUGUGAUCAGUGUGGGAAGAACUUCAAUCAGUCAGGACACCUGACUAAACACCAACGCAUACACACAGGAGAGAAGCCUUAUAGCUGUGAUCAAUGUGGGAAGAGUUUCAGUGACUCAGGAUCCCUGAUUACACACCAACGCAUACACACAGGAGAGAAGCCUUAUAGCUGUGAUCAGUGUGGGAAGAGCUUCAAUGAGUCAGGACACCUGACUAAACACCAACGCAUACACACAGGAGAGAAGCCUUAUAGCUGUGAUCAGUGUGGGAAGAACUUCAAUCAGUCAGGACACCUGACUAAACACCAACGCAUACACACAGGAGAGAAGCCUUAUAGCUGUGAUCAGUGUGGGAAGAGUUUCAGUGACUCGGGAUCCAUGAUUCUACACCAACGCAUACACACAGGAGAGAAGCCUUAUAGCUGUGAUCAGUGUGGGAAGAGCUUCAAUCAAUCAGGAGCCCUGACUACACACCAGCGCAUACACACAGGAGAGAAGCCUUAUAGCUGUGAUCAUUGUGGGAAGAGCUUCAGUCGAUCAGGAACCCUGAGCAAACAUCAACGCAUACACACAGGAGAGAAGCCUUAUAGCUGUGAUCAGUGUGGGAAGAACUUCAAUCAGUCAGGACACCUGACUAAACACCAACGCAUACACACAGGAGAGAAACCUUAUAGCUGUGAUCAGUGUGGGAAGAGUUUCAGUGACUCGGGAUCCAUGAUUAUACACCAGCGCAUACACACAGGAGAGAAGCCUUAUAGCUGUGAUCAGUGUGGGAAGAGCUUUAAUCAUUCAGGAACCCUGAGCGAACACCAGCGCAUACACACAGGAGAGAAGCCUUAUAGCUGUGAUCAUUGUGAAAAUAGCUUUGCUCAUUCAGGGUCACUGAAAAAACACCAGAAAGCACAAUCAUGUUUUCUUUCAUCUCGUUUCUCUCCGGCACCGGUUCCAGAUCCCUAAAUAACAAUUCAAUAGAAAACAUCUUGUAAAGAGUUAUCCGUCGCCCAUUCUCUAACAGCUUAAGUCUGAUUACCAUGGUAACCUGUGUAGCAUAAUAUGCAGCUCUGGAUCCCUAUGUUUCAAUCGUCUUUGAGUAGGAGUGGUGUGUGUGUGUGUGUGUGUGUGGGGGGGGGGGAGUUCAGAGCUGUAUCUUAUUUUAUUAACUCAUAUUAUCCAUUAAAUAAUGUUUCACCAAUAGUAGGUGUAUAUUCAUGUGUGGGGGAAAUGUUGUCUGAAGAGAGCUCUUUGAAUUGUACAUCUUGUCUCAUAAAUCAUUGGUUCCUGUAGGUGCUGGGUGGAGAUGUGAGGGGGAGACAGUCAGACCUUUUGGCAGAAUGCCCAGAAUAUGUUCUAUAAGUUACAUGCAGGAAUCAAACGUUAAGGAUGAAUAAUGUAAAUCAUGCAAAUAUAACUUUUCUGUUUAAGAAGUAUAUAAGAGAACUAACAGGACUGCCCCGAAAGAGCUCCUGACCAACGUGUACUAUGGUGCAUUACGUUUGUUGCAACCUCUCCAGCUUGCUGAUAAUAAAGAAUGAUUCAUUUAUGUUUGA